Messenger RNA from Capsella rubella, 792 nucleotides. RefSeq lists its product as uncharacterized. The transcript has a single exon. The coding region runs from base 1 to 792 and encodes 263 amino acids. NCBI's taxonomy places the organism in Eukaryota, Viridiplantae, Streptophyta, Magnoliopsida, Brassicales, Brassicaceae. The record is from RefSeq and is a predicted model, not a curated record.
AUGGUUGAAGUUGAGCUAGAAAAAGGAUUUCCACAUAGAAUUGCAGUCGAGGACAAAAGAGGCAAUGUCACUAUGGUGGAUGUGGAGUAUUCUUGGCUUCCAUCGAAGUGUAGUAGAUGUGGGUUUUUAGGCCACAAGGAAACUAGAUGCCUUCUCCUUAGUCAACAAGGUACUGCAUCUAACUUAGUGUCCACAGUUCCUGCAAUCCCAGUUGUUGUUGAGGGUAAUACAAGCUCCCAAACAACCCAUGUUGAAGCAGCCAAAACCUCACAUGUUACGACUCCCAUUGUUGCACAAGAAACUCUUGUUGAUUGUGUAUCUCUAGAUGCUGCAGUGGUAAACACUGGUUCUGUUUCAGCCUGCACUUAUGUCUCUCCUCCUCUCUCAGUUGAAGCUGCACCAGUGGAGACUACAACCUACAUACACUCACCAACCGUUGUGGCUGGGCAUACUACUACUACAACUGAAGCGACUACCUUCACAACUGCCUUAUGCAACCACACUCCCAUAAAUACUGAAGUAAUAUUGCCUUCUUCUCCAAUGGUAACUGUCCCAUUUACUCCCCCUCGUUCAGGUUCAUUGGAUAAUGAGAAUGUGCAGGAAAAUGUCUUAGAAAGUAAUCAAUUUGCUGUCUUCGAUGUUGGAGUUUAUGGUUAUGAGAUGGGUGUUGAAUCCUCUCAACAUACCCGAGGAGGGAGGACAAUAAAACCUACACAGAAAAUCCAAGAUCAAUGGAUUACGGUAGGAGGACGGAGCAAACGUGGUCGUGGUGGCCGCGGUGGUCGAGGCUAA